Messenger RNA from Capronia epimyces CBS 606.96, 3759 nucleotides. RefSeq lists its product as uncharacterized. The record is from RefSeq and is a predicted model, not a curated record. NCBI's taxonomy places the organism in Eukaryota, Fungi, Ascomycota, Eurotiomycetes, Chaetothyriales, Herpotrichiellaceae. Gene Ontology annotation, biological process: phosphatidylinositol dephosphorylation. Gene Ontology annotation, molecular function: protein binding; phosphatidylinositol-4,5-bisphosphate 5-phosphatase activity. Bases 1 to 3759 code for a protein of 1252 amino acids. The transcript has a single exon.
AUGGCGGGCAAUCUCGAGCAAGGAACAGAUGCAGGCUCUAUACAACCCGUCUCAUCGUUACGGUCACACUUUGAAGGUCUCAAGUUUAACCAGACGCCCUCCGAUGACCGAGGAAGCCUGUCCGCCUCUCCGCAAACCCUGAAACCCGUCGAUGCGCAGGUUCCGACCCCAGCACUGCGAGCGUCGCUGGAUUUGCCCAGGCCGACAUCGCCAUGGAUAGGAGGAGGAAGUACAAGCUAUGGGGGGGUACAUACCCCCAUGAAGGGGUCAGAGUCGCCUCCCAGGCCAGGCCAUAAACGACCCAUGUCGAUGAUGAUCCAGUCCUCUCCCCAGCUGACUCCUUCGGUCCGAGUCGACUCUCCCAGAUCACCACCACGCACAUAUUUCGAGCGAAGUUCUUCAAGAUCACCGGAACGGGUCGACAACACUCCAUUUGCCAAAGUUCGUGAACUCAUCUCACAACGCUCGAGCGCUUCUUCGACUCGCCCUAAUACUCCGCGGGCCGUCAGUGGCGAUCGCUCCAGUACGGUAGGCGCUAUGGGAAAUGCAGACACGACUGUACGGGCCGUGGAACCAAAAUCUCCGGCCAGGCCGCCCCCCGUCAAUCGGGCAGACAAACCUAAGAUCCCUACAAAACCCAGCGCCAUUUCAGCGCCCAGUGGCUAUGGCCUGAACCCGGAAGCCCGCAGGCCUUCAUUCGAGGCUCGAGUCUCACCGUUCAGCACGCCUCCUAGUAGCGAGGAGAGUUCCCCCUCUCAAAGCCCCGAGUCGACACUUCCUAUCCAGCCUGUUGAGGAAUUGUUGACACCGAAUAAAGUGAUAGCACAACCCACACCUUUUGCGCCAUGGGAUCAGGGCACUCCUAGGUCGAAGGAUGCUCGAUCGCUGGGGUUUUCGAGCAGACCAACUGUCGCGGAGAAGAGAGAUUCAAGAUUAUCGGGAUUUCCAACACAUGAUCCCGCACCGCUAAAUCGAGGAUCGACUUUACCAUCGAGGGCAAGUACAGUCUCAGAGAAGCCUGUGAGAGAUCCUCGUGAAUUGGGUCUAUCGAGCGGGAAGCCAGCACCCCGUCAUGUUUCAGAGACGAUUCGAUCCAAUCCCUCACCUCUACUCGCACCUUCACAGCCUCUUCGCCCUCAGCCCGUCCGCGACCCUCGGCAGUUUGGAUUCUCAAGCCACCAGACUCUCGACAUUGACUCGACAGGCGAAGAGCCACGACCUGGCCUACCUCCUAGACGUAUUCAACCUCCACCACGUCCGUCUAACGAAUCCAAGAAUAGCACAAUAAGGCCGGUCCCGCCAACCAGUUAUGCUGCGGCCCCUGAUCGAUCUAAGAGGCCGACCCCUAUUCAGCAGUUGUCUCGCGCUCCUACAAUACCCAUAGACCCUCGAUUUCCGCCACCUCCAAAACGAGGCAGUGUUGAUGAGGAUGAAAUUCCGCCUGCGACUAGGGCACAGACAUUUGGCACCGAUUUCUCAAAGCGCCCGUCUACAAAGUCAUUUGGGACCGAUUCCGAUGACGCAGAAGAAGUGGCAGAAGAACCUCAGACCGCGAGAUCCGAAUACCCAGACUCUACGCAUACCAACCGGCGGCCUCCCUACUCCAAAGGUGGCGUAUGGGAGAUCAGCACCAAAUCCGACUCCCGCACCAUGGAAGUCUGUGGCCGGCACCUGUGUACAGCGGGAUAUACUACCCGAGUCUUCGACAUGUCCUCAGGUGAACAAGUCAUGAGCAUUAGUCAUGGCGAAACGGUCAAGGUCACAGCCGUGGUAUUCAAGCCUGCCGUAGAGCUGGCCAACGAGGGCUCCAGGCUAUGGCUCGGUACCAAUACUGGCGAUUUGAUGGAAGUAGAUGUGACCACGCAUACUAUCGUGACCACAAAUUCUUCCCAUAAUCGCCGAGAAAUCGUCCGGAUACUCCGCAAUCAAAGGGAUUUAUGGACCCUCGAUGACGACGGCAAGCUCUUCGUGUGGGAGGCCGACGAGUCAGGCCUACCGAACUUGAAGUACAGCCAUGGCUCUCACAAAGUCCAGAAAGGCCAUUCAUGUUCUAUGGCUAUAAAUGGGCAGCUCUGGCUCGCCUCAGGGAAGGAGAUCCGGAUCUACAAUCCAGGAAGUGACGAGUCUUUUGCCGCCCUUCCCAAGCCGCUAUCGCAACAGGGGAGCCUCGAUAUUACCUGCGGGACCUACUCUACCGAGAAGGGAGGAAGGGCGUACUUUGGCCAUAUUGAUGGGAGAGUCAGUAUCUACUCCACCAAGGACUACUCUGCCAUUGCCAACGUCAAAGCCAGCGACUACAAAAUCAACUCCUUGUCUUUCGUAGGAGACAAGUUGUGGGCGGCAUUCAAAACGGGCAAGGUUUAUGUCUACGACACGUCAACGUCGCCGUGGAAGGUCAAGAAAGAUUGGAGAGCUCAUAACGGCCCAGCCACCGAGAUCAUAUUGGAUCCAAGCAGUGUCUGGACAUUGCAACGGUUGCAGGUGGUCUCGAUUGGCCAUGACAACUACGUGAGACUCUGGGAUGCCUCUCUUGAAAACGACUGGAUUGAGACAGAGAUGCAAGAACGAGACGUAGAAUAUUGUACAUUCAGGGAAGUUCGAGCGGCGGUUGUCACUUGGAACGUCGGGGCAUCGACGCCCUACGACCUGCGGAGCAAUUUCAUCGCCGACGCAAUCAACGCGAACGAUCCGCCCGAAAUCCUCAUCUUUGGGUUUCAGGAAGUGGUUGACCUGGAAGAUCGGGCUGUGACAGCCAAAAGCAUCCUCGGCUUUGGUAAGAAGAAGGACACGGUCAAAACGGAACAACAUCAAAGUCGAGUCUACCGCGAAUGGCGAGACUACCUCAGCAAGGUCAUCAGCCGAUAUGCCAGUGACCGGUACGCCUACUCGGAACUGCAGACAUCGAGCUUGAUUGGACUUUUCCAAUGUGUCUUCAUCCGGCACGAGGAGCGACCUCGAGUGCGCAACCUUCAAGCCGCAAGUAUCAAGUUGGGGUUGAAAGGUCGCUAUGGCAAUAAAGGAGCGCUUGUGACACGGUUCUUCCUGGACGACAGCUCGCUCUGCUUCAUCAACUGCCAUCUAGCAGCGGGGCAGACGCAGACUUCGCACCGCAACAACGACGUGGCAAGCAUUCUCGAAGCCGAGGCUUUGGAUGCCGAGCCGGACCCUGAUGUGCGCAGUUCGUUGUACACCGGUGGCGGCGACGGGACGCAAAUCCUCGACCACGAAAUCUGCAUCCUCAACGGUGAUUUGAACUACCGAAUCGACACCAUCCCGCGCGACACCGUGAUCAACAUGAUCAAGCGCAACGAACUGGCCAAACUGCUCGAGCGGGACCAGAUGAUGGUCUCGCGCCGGCGAGUCUCGGGCUUUCGCUUGGCGGCCUUUACCGAGCUGCCCAUCACGUUCGCGCCGACGUACAAGUACGACGUGGGCAGCGACGAGUACGAUUCCUCCGAGAAGAAACGCGCCCCGGCGUGGUGUGACCGGCUGCUGUAUCGGGGGCCCGGGCGCGUUCGACAGACGGAAUACCGCCGGCACGAGGGCGUGCGCACGAGCGACCACCGGCCUGUCAGCGGGGUGUUCAAGUUGAGAAUCAAAACCAUCGAUCCGGUCAAGAGGCAGAAGGUCAAGGAAGAUUGUUUUGCGAGCUUCGCCGACGUCCGGCGCCGCAUGGCCGAGAAGGCCAGUGUCGAGUAUCUCGUCUUGGUGUUGGGCGUGGAGGAGAAGGAGGCGAAAAGGUUACUGGCGGCGAACUAG